This is a messenger RNA of Crotalus tigris (Tiger rattlesnake), 586 nucleotides long. RefSeq names its product A disintegrin and metalloproteinase with thrombospondin motifs 19-like. Gene Ontology annotation, molecular function: metallopeptidase activity. The transcript is spliced from 5 exons. The record is from RefSeq and is a predicted model, not a curated record. NCBI's taxonomy places the organism in Eukaryota, Metazoa, Chordata, Lepidosauria, Squamata, Viperidae. The annotation marks the transcript as partial.
AUGUCCAUUUUGCUAUUUGAGUUUAUGGUGACCCAACCCGAACCCUAUGUCCAUGUUGGCAAAGCUAUGGCCCUCCUUGAAUUUUACACCACUAUUCCAGCUACUACUUCUGUUGUUUCUAUUGCAGAGAAAAGAAGAGUCAAGGGUCAAAAAGGCAGAGAGAAUGGACGAGGAAAGAGAUAUUCCUAUAAAUUACCUCAAGAAUAUAAUGUGGAGACUGUAGUGAUUGCAGAUCCAGCAAUGGUUUCCUAUCAUGGAGCAGAUGCUGCUAGGAGAUUUAUUUUAACUAUUUUAAAUAUGGUAUUUAAUCUUUUCCAGCACAAGAGCCUUGGAGUUCAAAUGAAUCUUCGGGUGACUAAGCUUGUUCUGCUUCAUGAGACUCCGGCAGAGAUGUAUAUUGGACAUCAUGGUGAAAAAAUGCUAGAGAGCUUUUGCAAAUGGCAACAUGAAGAAUUUGGUAAGAAAAAUGACAUACAUUUAGAAAUGUCAACAAGCUGGAGUGAAAAUGUGUCACCAGUGGAUGCAGCUGUAUUAAUCACCAGGAAGGAUUUCUGUGUGCAUAAAGAUGAGCCUUGUGAUACUGUGG